CAUGUAUGACGUGAACAUCCGUUUUUUCUCCGCUCUGCCAACAACUGAUUUCCGGGAAGAAAUCAGAAUGACUCAUGACCAAGAAACCAAGAAUUAUCUGUUAUACUGUAUCUCUAAAGCAUCUUGUGCUCCUUCCGGUUUGUCUGUCGAUACCGCAGAUCUUUUAGCGCGCUGUUUCUCUACUCGCGACGACUGUGCCAUGGAGCGUCUGCUUGAAAAGAAAGUCUUCCUUAUCAGCACCUUGUCGGCUGACCCUGUCUUCAUCUUGCAGCAUGUCCAACAGGAUAAAAUCAUCACCAGUCGUGAAUACAACAAUCUUAAGCACAUUAAUCAUACACAUGAGAAAAUUGUCACUAACCUUCUGGACACUGUAAUGAGCAAGGGUGAUGCGUCGUGUCACAAAUUUAUGGAACUUUUGCAGCAAAAAGAGGUUCAGGACACUUUCCCUGUGCUGAAGGAAUUUUUCAUCCCUGCACCUACAGCACACAAUCAGGAUAAUAAAGUCAAAGCAGGUGAUGAGAUUAAUGAAUACAAAAUGUCCAGCGUACCACGUGGUCUCUGUUUGAUCAUUAACAAUAUAACAUUUGUUUCACCCAACCAAGUCCGUAACGGAUCUAUUUUGGAUGAAGAGUCUCUCCAAAAGUUGUUCCAGUGGCUGGGUUUCAGUCUUCAUGUGUAUAGAAAUCAAACCGCAGAACAGAUGAAGGUUCUGUUGAAGACCUUCAGCCAGAAACACCACGAUGGAGAUUGUUUUGUCUGCUGCAUCCUGAGCCAUGGCUCCAAAGACGGGGUGCUUGGCACAGAUAGAGGCAUUAUUUCCAAAGAUGACAUCUUUGGCCCAUUUAGUGGAAAUUCGUGUCCAAGUCUAGUCAAUAAACCCAAAGUAUUUUUCAUCCAGGCUUGCCGAGGAGACCAGCACCAACUGCCUGUUGAAGUGCAGACUGAUAGCUACGGGGACGUGGAAGCAAAAGUGGAAAUGGAAGACAAAGAAUCAUUAGAAUUGGAUAGUUUUGAAAUGACCACCAUACCAUCUGAUGCAGAUUUCCUUGUGGCGUGGUCAAGCACUAAUGGAUACGUCUCGAUCAGGGAGAAAGCUUCAGGUUCUUGGUUCAUUCAGUCCUUGUGUGAGCAACUAAAAACACACUGCCCAAAGGGUGAGGAUGUCCUGUCUAUCCUGCUGCAUGUCAAUAAUGAAGUCGGUGACAAAACUGCUAGAAUUCGUCACGUGGCUCCCACUAAACAGAUGCCUGUUCAUGAAGUGACCUUGAGGAAGAAGCUGGUGUUCCCUGUCCUAAAUUUAUAAUGAGCAUUUCCUAAUGGGCAUUCCCCCUGAGCAUUAUUCAUGAGCAUUAAUGAUCAUGUCUAUGGAUGUUGAGCUCCUGUUAAUAGCUCAACUUUCUGUUACUAUUAAUUAUGUACUCUAAGCCAUAAUGUAUAAAAUAGGAAACAUCAGGAAUUUUUUAUGAAAAAUAAUUGUGCUGUUUAUUUUACUUUUGAUAAAAAAAAAUUUUUUUCCAAAGCUAGUCUCAUGCGGGACAUAUUUUGAUUUAUAAAGUAAUAAACAUUCAGCUGAAAUAACAUUUGUUCAGUGUAAUAUCCACUUUGCUGAAUUAAAGAAAACGAGAAAAUGUUAGGGGGAAAAUCUGUUUAUUAAAAUAAAACCUUUUUUACGAAAUAUA
Molecule: messenger RNA, 1679 nt
Organism: Tachysurus vachellii
Lineage: Eukaryota; Metazoa; Chordata; Actinopteri; Siluriformes; Bagridae
Gene: casp20
Product: caspase 20, apoptosis-related cysteine peptidase
Exons: 6
Coding region: 2-1303 (433 amino acids)
Biological process (GO): negative regulation of extrinsic apoptotic signaling pathway via death domain receptors; proteolysis
Molecular function (GO): oxidoreductase activity; cysteine-type endopeptidase activity
Source: RefSeq, a predicted model, not a curated record